CUCGCACGUUCUCUACGUACAAGUCCGCUCGUCAAAACACUAAUUUUUCCUUCUAAGUUCACCAACUGUGCAGCAAAUUUGUCUUUGUUGUGUUUCUUGAGGCUUGCAGUUUGUUUUUCAGCUUGAGAAAAAGGAAAUUUAAAAUGAGGCUGGUAAUUCUUGACGACUACAGUAAAGCCAGUGAGUGGGCUGCUAAGUAUGUUCGCAAUCGUAUCUUGGAAUUCAACCCAGAUGCGGACAGAUAUUUCACCUUGGGGUUGCCAACUGGGAGCACUCCAAUCGGCAUGUACAAGAAACUCAUUGAGUUUCACAAAGCUGGAGAUCUUUCCUUCAAAUAUGUCAAGACAUUCAAUAUGGAUGAGUACGUAGGAUUGGCGAGGGACCACCCGGAGAGCUAUCAUUCCUUUAUGUGGAAUCAGUUUUUCAAGCAUAUCGACAUCUUGCCAGAAAAUGCACAUCUUCUGAAUGGUAACACGGAGAACCUUCAGGAAGAGUGCGAGAACUAUGAGAAGGAAAUCACCAAAGCCGGAGGAAUAGAACUUUUUAUAGGAGGCAUAGGUCCAGAUGGUCAUAUAGCUUUCAACGAGCCAGGUUCUAGUCUGGUAUCCAGGACACGAGUCAAGACCUUAGCCCAUGAUACAAUCAUCGCUAAUGCAAGAUUCUUCGAUGGGGACAUUACGAAGGUACCGACCAGUGCACUAACAGUGGGUGUUGGUACUGUCAUGGACGCCAGAGAGGUCAUGAUCAUCAUCACUGGUGCCCACAAAUCGUUCGCUCUAUACAAAGCAGUAGAGGAAGGCGUUAGCCACAUGUGGACGGUGUCCGCUUUCCAGCAGCACUCUAGAACCAUCAUAGUAUGUGACGAAGACGCCACUCUGGAGUUAAGGGUCAAGACGGUGAAAUACUUCAAAGGUCUGAUGCAUGUCCAUGACAAGCUGAUUGAGACCAGUGAUAAACAAGCGUUGAAAAGACAAAAAACUAAGUGAUUGUUUGUUUGUUUGUUUGUUUGUUUUAGAUGAUCUUCCCAU
Asterias rubens (European starfish) is the source of this 1028-nucleotide messenger RNA. RefSeq names its product glucosamine-6-phosphate isomerase 2-like. Gene Ontology annotation, cellular component: cytoplasm. Bases 144 to 986 code for a protein of 280 amino acids. The transcript has 6 exons. Gene Ontology annotation, biological process: carbohydrate metabolic process; D-glucosamine catabolic process; N-acetylglucosamine catabolic process. Gene Ontology annotation, molecular function: glucosamine-6-phosphate deaminase activity; identical protein binding. Lineage: Eukaryota; Metazoa; Echinodermata; Asteroidea; Forcipulatida; Asteriidae. The record is from RefSeq and is a predicted model, not a curated record.